AUGGCUUCCACUGCUCCUGGGCCUCCUGUGGCUAGGAAGGUGGUGAUAUACCGGAAUGGGGACCCAUUCUUCCCAGGGCGACGGCUGGUGGUCACCCACCGCCGUUUCCCCACUUUUGAGGCAUUUCUUAAUGAAGUGACAACUGCCACACAGGCUCCUCUGGCCAUUCGUACCCUCUACACCCCCCAGCACGGCCACAUCAUCACUGAUUUGUCAGAGCUUCAGAGUGGUGGGGAGUAUGUUGCUGCUGGCUUUGAGCGUUUCCAGAGGUUGCCCUACAUGUACCUUGGAGGGGAAAAACCAGGCAGGAAAAACAUCAGGCUCCUGGCUCCUCCAACUCUGCCAAGACCAAAUUACAGGUGUCCUGGAAGGAGGAUCCCAGCCUCGGCCUCCUGCACAAUUCAGGUGUUCAGAAAUGGGGACCUGCUUAGCCCCCCUUUUAGCCUGCACCUGUCCCUUACCUCCCAUCAGGACUGGGGAUCAGUGUUGAGGCAACUGACUGAGAAGGCCAGGUUGAAGGGUGGGCCUGUGAACAGACUCUGCACACUGGAGGGGGUACCAGUGUUGGGCAGAGAAGCCCUGGUGAAUGGUGGCUACUAUGUGGCUGUAUCAGAUGAGUAUAAGGCCCUGCCUUACCUGGAGCUUCUGGUGCCAAGCCCCUCCCUGCCUGGUGGCUUCUGGCGCCCACCAAGACUUGAGCCCAGAGCUUAUAGGCAAAAGGCAGACAUCUUCAGGGCUCCAGCAGCCCAACUCUCCAGGAAGGAACCAUCCAUUUCCUUUGCCAGACCUAGCCUGGCCCGACCCCAUCUGAGAAGGCGCCCCCAACCUCGGCCUGGAGAAAAGGCUGUGUAUGGUGCACCCCACGCCAGGAGGGAACUGGCAGGUGCCCAGGAAGUAGAGGAAGAUGGGACUACCUUGACAGAGGUCCCCUUGGAUCAGAGAGCUGCAGAAAUGGUAGAAGAAGCCUGUUUCUUGGAAAAGGCUGCCUAGGGUAGGUGGUAUAGAACUAAACUUGGAUACCAUUCUGGAAAACCAAGAAGCCCAGCCCAACCUCCUUCCGUUCUCCCUUUUCCCAGCCCCCAGCCAGCAUUCCAUCAGCAGCCAUGGCA
This is a messenger RNA of Trichosurus vulpecula (common brushtail), 1109 nucleotides long. It is a transcript of the gene DCDC2B, whose product is annotated as doublecortin domain containing 2B. Gene Ontology annotation, cellular component: microtubule; microtubule organizing center. Lineage: Eukaryota; Metazoa; Chordata; Mammalia; Diprotodontia; Phalangeridae. The transcript has 9 exons. Gene Ontology annotation, biological process: intracellular signal transduction. Bases 1 to 990 code for a protein of 329 amino acids. The record is from RefSeq and is a predicted model, not a curated record.